Molecule: messenger RNA, 363 nt
Organism: Trypanosoma conorhini
Lineage: Eukaryota; Euglenozoa; Kinetoplastea; Trypanosomatida; Trypanosomatidae
Exons: 1
Coding region: 1-363 (120 amino acids)
Source: RefSeq, a predicted model, not a curated record
AUGAUUCGAGCAGCGAGGAGGAGAAUGCUGCGGGGCAAGCACUCGCAGAGAGCGACGCACUUCUUGAUGCCAAUAUUUUCAAGUUGCAUGGAAAUAUGCCACAGGUUGACCGCGCCUCCGUUUUUAAGGCCUUCAAGCAGCUUGAUGCGGCCGCCCAGCGUUCUCCAAGGGGUGUUCUCUUCUGUACAGACGUGGCUGCCCGAGGGCUGGAUAUGCCGCGGGUGGACUGGAUCGUGCACUACGACCCCCCGGCGGAUCCGGCGUGCUACGUUCACCGUAUCGGGCGCACCGCCCGCAUUGGCAACGCCGGAGACUCCCUGCUGUUUCUCAUGCCACAUGAGGCGGGAUACGUCCCUUACCUGA